Molecule: messenger RNA, 894 nt
Organism: Copidosoma floridanum
Lineage: Eukaryota; Metazoa; Arthropoda; Insecta; Hymenoptera; Encyrtidae
Product: sulfatase-modifying factor 1
Source: RefSeq, a predicted model, not a curated record
AUGACAAACUAUCAAAUUAUGCGCAAGUUGGCUAUUACUAUGCUCUUGUAUUUCAUACAUUGCUCCCUUAAUAUUCUGGUAGAAGGGCAAUGUUCACGUGUUGAAUACGUGGAGAAAUUCAAAACGUGGUACUAUUGGAUUGGCUCAAAUUAUCGUCCUAAUUUACGUAAUGGGGAAGGACCGAAACGUUUGGUUGGACUGGACCGUUUUUAUAUUGACGAGUACGCGGUGAGCAAUGCAGAUUUUAAAAAGUUCGUCAACACCACUGGAUACGUAACCGAAGCUGAAAAAAAAGGCUACUCAAUAGUACAUGAUGAAUACUUAGUCCCAUCUGCUAAAAAGAAAAUUGUACAGUCUGCGGUUAUUUCAUCAGGAUAUCUGUCUGUCAGAAAUGCUACUUGGAGGACACCCUUAGGAAUCGGCUCCAGUAUAUCAGAAUCAAUGAACUUUGCAGUCGUGCAUGUUUCUUGGAAUGACGCCGCAGCUUACUGCAAGUGGGCGGGUAAAAGACUGCCAACCGAAGCUGAAUGGGAGGCUAGUUGCAGAAUCAAAGACAAGCUCAUGGAUGACAUAACUGAGCAUCCUCCUGGACGUUGUGCGCUAAAAUUCAAUGGAAAAAUGUAUCAACAUAUUGCGGGUUCUGACGUUGAGCAAGUUAAUUCAGAAGCAUAUAGAUUGCCUAACUAUCAUAAUAUCAAUUUGUCUGAGUGGACCUCAGAUUGGUGGGGAGUCAACAAUUUUAAACAAAACGAUCUCAAUCCUACUGGACCUUAUUAUGGGACUCAAAAAGUAGUUAAAUAUAGUCACUUGAAUUGUGACGACACCCAGGAAUGUGCUUCAGAUGUGUUGCUACAUCUUGAACAGUUAAAUGAACAAUUUAAAAACAAGCACUAA